Physeter macrocephalus (sperm whale) is the source of this 4576-nucleotide messenger RNA. Its product is annotated as NPC1-like intracellular cholesterol transporter 1. Gene Ontology annotation, cellular component: plasma membrane. The transcript is spliced from 8 exons. NCBI's taxonomy places the organism in Eukaryota, Metazoa, Chordata, Mammalia, Artiodactyla, Physeteridae. Gene Ontology annotation, biological process: intestinal cholesterol absorption; cholesterol homeostasis. Bases 214 to 1230 code for a protein of 338 amino acids. Gene Ontology annotation, molecular function: cholesterol binding. The record is from RefSeq and is a predicted model, not a curated record.
GACCCGCCGCAGCCCGCCUGUGUGGUCCUGUCCCCUGAGCUCCUCUCCCCGACCCUCAGGUCUUACCUGGCCAUCCCUGCGUCCUCCUGGGUGGACGACUUCAUUGACUGGCUGUCUUCAUCUUCCUGCUGCCGCCUUUAUGUCUUUGGCCCCAAUAAAGAUGAGUUCUGCCCCUCGACUGUCAUCAACUCCCUCGCCUGCUUGAAGAAGUGCAUGAGACCCACAGCAGGGUCUGUCCGGCCAUCAGUGGAGCAGUUCCACAAGUAUCUUCCCUGGUUCCUGAACGAUGAGCCCAACAUCAAAUGUCCCAAAGGCGGCCUGGCAGCGUACAGCACCUCCGUGAAUUUGGGCCCAGAUGGCCAGGUCUUAGCCUCGCGGUUCAUGGCCUACCACAAGCCGCUGAAGAACUCUCAGGAUUACACGGAGGCUCUGCGGGCAGCUCGGGCGCUGGCAGCCAACAUCACCGCCGACCUGCGGAAGGUGCCGGGCACCGACCCAGACUUCGAGGUCUUCCCUUACACGAUCACCAGCGUGUUCUACGAGCAGUACCUGACCGUGAUCCCUGAGGGGCUCUUCAUGCUCACCAUCUGCCUGGUGCCCACCUUUGCUGUCUGCUGCUUCCUGCUGGGCAUGGACAUCUGCUCCGGCCUCCUCAACCUGUUCUCCAUCAUCAUGAUCCUGGUGGACACUGUGGGCUUCAUGACCCUGUGGGAUAUCAGCUACAAUGCUGUGUCCCUCAUCAACCUGGUCACGGCCGUGGGCAUCUCUGUGGAGUUCGUGUCCCACAUCACCCGCUCCUUUGCCAUCAGCACCAAGCCCACGCGGCUUGAGAGGGCCAAGGAGGCCACCAUCUCCAUGGGCAGCGCGGUGUUCGCAGGAGUGGCCAUGACCAACCUGCCCGGCAUCCUCGUCCUGGGCCUGGCCAAGGCGCAGCUCAUCCAGACCUUCUUCUUCCGUCUCAACCUCCUCAUCACUGCGCUGGGCCUGCUGCAUGGCCUGGUCUUCCUGCCGGUCAUCCUCAGCUACCUGGGGCCUGAUGUCAACCCAGCUCUGGUGCAACAGCAGGAGCUGGAGGAGGAGGCGGCUGCGGCCAAGGCGGCCUCCCGCUCAAAGCGCCCCGCACCGCCGAGCACGGCCAACACUGUCUGUGUCAGCUACGGCUUUGAACAUCCUGCCAAGAGCGGGGGUGGCCUGGGUAGCUCUUGGCCUCACAAUAGGCAGAAGCUCUGAUGGAGCCGGAGCCCCUGUCCAAGCUCACCGGCCCUGACCUGAGGGGCCAUGAGGGCUCCUCUGUGGGGGUCCCUUGACCCAUCCUCCCCCUCAGGGCCUGGGAGAGGCUGUCCCCACAGGAGUGGCCACGACAGGUCACCCUCUGGCCAUGAGAUCUCACCCACAGGGACACACGAUUGUGAUGGAGGUGGCGCGCAGUGGCGUGGGUGUGAUCUGGUCCUCAUCCAUCUCUUGAAUUUGACGUGUCCUCCUCAUGCAAGUUUUAAAACUUUAGUUCUGUGUAUGUAAACAUAUAAUAUUAUUUCGCAUUUAAAAGUUUUUCUUAAUUGAUAUGAUACUUGACCUAUCUUUUUGCAAUGAGGUUUUUUUUUCAUGCAACAUACAUUGUUUUGAUUUAUUCAUGUUGAUACGUGGAGGUCUAGUCCAAUCAUUUGAGCUGCGACACAGCAUUCCACUCUGUGAACGAACACGGUGUUUUUAUCCGUUCCCCAGCUAGUGGGCAAUCACAUUGUCCCCAGUUAUUUUUCUGCUAGAAGUCCACGGUCACUCUUGUGGAAUUCAGAGCUCCCAAAGCUCUGAAAACCUACUGUGUUUGUCUCUUUUUCUCCUGUAAGUUUGGGACAAACUCAUUUGGUGGCAAAACCCGAUCAGACAAGAUGUAUCUAUUUAUACUCUAUAAAUAGGAUACUUACACUGUUCAACCAACUUGUUGUGAAUAGUCAUAUAUUUCAGUGCAUUAAUGAGUUUGAUUUCAUGUUGCUGCCCCAGAUCCUCCUGGGGUCUAAUAUCUAAUGUACUGUAAGCAUCAGAUCACCUUUCUAAAAAAUGUUCUAAAUCCUGAAAUUCAGCUCACCUAUGGGAUUUCAGGUAUGGAACCAUGGACCUGUGUGAUGAGCACGUGCUUACACGUCUCCUGUCUACGUGUGGGGAGCUACCAUCGCUGUAGCACUGAACGGCAUACAGGCAAAUGCCUCCCAGAGAGGUUGCCCUAUUCACACCAAUGGAUGAGGGUGGAUGAGCGUGCCUCUCUCCCGGCACCAAUAUCAACACAACGCUCCACUUACUUUUGGGAGGCAGGAGGGUAGGAUUAUGGAUGAUUAUCCAUUUUUUUAAAACACUUUUUAAAAAGAAGACUUUUAAAUUUUAGAAUAGUUUUACAGAAAAAUUACAAAGAUAGUACAGACAGUUUCUGUAUGCCCCCCCACCCAGUUUACCCUGCUAACAUAUUACAUUAGUAUGAUACACUUGUCAGGGUACAAUUAAUGAACCAGUACUGAUCAUUGCUACUAACUAAAGUCCAUACUUUGUUUAGAUUUCCGUAGCUUUUAUCUAGUGUCCAUUUUCCGUGCCAGGAUCCCAUCCAGGACACCACAUAAUACUCAGAUGUUAUGUCUACUUAGGCUCCUCUGGGCUGUGACAGUUUGUCAGACUCUCCUUUUCUUUGUUUCUGAUGACCUGGACAGUUGAAGACUGGUCAGGCAUUUUAUAGAACGUCCUUCAAAUGGGGUCUGUCUGGUGUUUCUCCUGAUUGGACUAGGGUGAUGGGCUUUUGCGGGGGAGAGCACAUAGGCAGAGCACCGUUCUCAGCAUAUCACGCCAGGGGUGCCUGCAGUCGCCACCACUCAUCGCUGUGAUGCUGACCCUGACCACCUGGCUGAGGUUGCGUCGGCCAGGCGUCCUCCCUGUACCGUUAUCUUGCACCUGUUUCCAUGCUGUGCUCUUUGGGCGGAAGUCACUAUGCACAGCCCACACUUAAGGAGGGGGGAGUUAUGUUCCACUUCCUGGCGGGUGGGGUGUUUACAUAACUUAUUUGGAACUCUUCUGAACAGGAAAAUUGUCUAUUCCCCUCCAUUUAUUUAUUUAUUCGGUAUGAUAUCUAUAUCAGUAUGGACUCACGGAUACUCAUUUUGUACUUUGGGUUCUAAUAUACCACUAGUUUAUUUGAGUCUCAAAUUGUUCCACGUUUGGCCAUUGGGAGCUCCUUCAGUUGGCUCCUGGGUCCCUUUGGCAUACUCCCAUCACUGUGGAUUUUUUUCCCCUUUUUGAGCACUUCCUUACUUUCUGGCAUUAUAAGAUGAUCCAGGCUCAACUUGUAUAUUUCUGCCCCAGUCCUAGAGUCAGUCGUUUCUCCCAGGAGUUCUAGCCCUUCUACUGGAGAUGGGAUUAGAAACCAGGAUCUGGGUGUUCAGUGUGUGCGUUGCUGCUGGGGCGUUGUUGCUUCUGGGUCCUCUCAGCUGAGAGAGCAAGGAAACGUGUGUAUACUGACCCCUGUUAUGUACACAUUCCUAUAAAUAUUGCUAUAUGUAGCCAUCUGUAUCUGUAUUAAGCUAAACAGGAGUUUAUGCUGAGGCCUCCACCUCUAACCCACAACCACACGAAUCAUUCUAGACUGCUCUCUUGCUUAUCUGUAGCCUCCCAGGCCCACAGUGAGAAGCCCGGCUGUACCACCCUCACCAUCUACAUGAUUGUUCACUUCCUCUGUACAUAUGUAGUAGUCUCAGAAAUGAUAACUCAUAUCCCUGUGGAAAACAACCUUAGAAUUCAGUGUCUAUGUACAGUUCCUUUAGCCUUUAGUCUUACAGACACACCAUUCAUUUCCAAAGUUACUUAGGUCGGCAUCUUUUUCUACCACCCCUUUCAGAGAGGCUGUUUCGUACAUUUUUAAUACAGUUAGAUUCUUGCGUCACAUUCUUCCUUCCAUUCUGGUGUUACAAAAUCAGGUGUGUAAAAAAGAUUGUUGGGGGUGGGAAAUCAAGAGAACACUAUCCCUGGUUGACCCUCCAGCUGGACCCAGGCAAGAGAGAGUAAGGUGUUGAUGAGACCAUCCGGGCAGUGUAUGUGCCUGAACCCAGUUAAGGCUUCUGAAUAAACUUUUAAGAUUCUGGCAGAGUGGCUGCCCAGGCAAGCCUUGUAAGUUAUCUCCCUUGCUUAUUAAACCUGCCACCUACCAAUCUGAAGUGGUUUGCCUCUUUCUUCAGUCUCUCCUUGCCCUGGGUGUAUGGGGGCUAGACUGUGAACCAACAAAGAUCAAUUCAAAGUAUAGGAUAGACCAAUGGGUAUUAAUGUGACAAAGUAGGAAACAUUUAUUGAUUGGGUUUUCAGAUUCCAUAUUGCAACUAACCACUGAGAAACUACAAUCUGUAGAAUUUUGGUGUAGUUUCCAAGAAUAAUACAUUUAUUUAAAAAGACAAACUACUAUUUGUAUGAGACUGGGUUUCUUAUACUUCAAUCAAAACAACAUAUUGCAAUGCAGUGAAUGCAGCAGAUGUGAGGAUCUUGCUGUCUUCAAUUAAGCUAGAUAGUAAAGAGAUUUGCAAAAUUUAAAAGGAUGCUAUGUUUCUCAUAA